AUGCCUUCCUCAAUCAAUGACGAUGUCGAGGCUAUAGAACUAUGGCAUCCCUCAGCUCCCGAGAAGACGGAGAUGUUCAAAUUUAAGACUCAUGUUGGACAGAGAUAUAACCUGAAACUGAAGAACUACGACGACCUCUGGCAAUGGAGUAUCUCGCAACCAGGGGACUUUUGGGAAGAGGUCUGGCAUUACACAGGGGUCAAAGCACAUGCACCAUAUUCGAAGGUUCUAGACUCCAAAUCCUUGCUAUUUCCCAGACCGCAUUUUUUCGAGGGAAGCCGUCUAAAUUUCGCCGAGAAUCUUUUAUAUCCAGCAAAGUGCCCAGGCGACGAAGAAAUUGCCAUUAUCGGUGCCACCGAGGCGGAUCGCGAAUUUGUAUCAUGGAGAGAGUUAAGAGAGCGUGUCAGAGUAUGCACAAAUGCUAUGCGCCAAAGAGGCAUAACAGUGGGCGACCGCAUUGGUGGUUUUGUUGGCAACCACGUCGACGCCGUGGUGAUAAUGUUGGCUACAACCUCCAUUGGAGCUCUUUGGACUUCAAUCUCCCCGGACACCGGCGUCCAUGCGGUUGUAGAACGUCUUCGCCAAGUACAACCAAGAAUCUUGUUUGCAGACAAUGCUUCUCUUUACAACAGCAAGGUACAUGGCACCGAGCCCAAGGUUGUGGAUAUUGUGAAAGAAUUACCAUGCCUAGAGCAUGUCGUGAUAUUAGAAGCUAUAACAUUGGCCGAGCUUGAUUUCAACAAAGUGAGGCCCCAAAACGGGCUUGUUGCUUGGUACAAAGACUUUGUUCACGAAGCACAGGAUUCUACAGCACCGCUAAAAUUCGAGUCCUUAGACCCGGAUCAUCCUGUUUACAUACUCUACUCUUCAGGAACAACAGGUGCUCCCAAGCCUAUCGUUCACGGCGCACUGGGAACUCUUCUGCAACAUAAAAAGGAGCACGUCUUACAUAGCGAUAUAAAACCCGGCGAUCGCCUAUUUUAUUAUACUACAACCACCUGGAUGAUGUGGCACUGGCUUGUAUCAGGGCUUGCAAGUGCUGCCACCAUUGUCGUCUAUGACGGAAGCCCCUUCCGACCCUUUGAUGUGGAAGGUGGAAAGGGAGAGAUGGCUAUGGCUAGAUUGAUUGAGGAACUUGGAAUCACACACUUUGGCACGUCAGCAAAAUAUUUAUCAAUGAUUGAGCAGGCUUCUCUAAACCCGCGCAAACACCCCAACCGCCCUGUGCAACUCGAGAAGCUAAGAGCGAUAUUCAGUACGGCGGCACCAUUAGCACCUUCCACAUUCGAGUACAUAUACUCAUCGUUCCACCCAGACGUUAUGCUCGGCUCGAUUACUGGAGGUACCGACAUUAUAUCUUUGUUCGGUGCAUCCUGUCCGAUAUCACCUGUAUACAGAGGUGAGAUUCAAUGUCGAGGACUGGGAAUGGCCGUAGCCGCUUACGACUACUCUGGAAACGAUAUUACUAAAUCAAACGAGCCUGGUGACUUGGUUUGCACUGUACCAUUCCCUGCUCAGCCCGUCAUGUUCUGGCCACCUGGCCCUGAGGGAGAAGCAAAAUACAAAAAGAGCUAUUUCGACGUCUUUGGGCCAUCUGUAUGGCACCAUGGUGAUUAUGUUCGGAUCGACCCAGAUACAGGAGGAUUGACGAUGCUUGGUCGAAGUGAUGGCGUUUUGAAACCAGCAGGAGUCCGCUUUGGAAGUGCCGAAAUAUAUAAUGUCAUUCUGAAGCACUUUUCUCAGGAGAUUGAGGAUUCUCUGUGUAUCGGACGAAGGCGUGAAGGAAUGGAUAGUGACGAGACUGUCGUUCUUUUCAUCAAGCUUGUUCCAGAGGCUAUCGAAGUAGGCAUCCCACCGAUAUCUCAGGAUCUUAAGGCUAGGAUCCAAGCUGUUAUUCGCAAGGAACUCAGCGCACGUCAUGUGCCGGGCAUUAUUGAUGUCUGCCCGGGCAAUGAGAUUCCUUUGACCUCUAACGGAAAGAAGGUUGAGAAUGCGGUGAAACAGAUACUUUGCGGAUUGAAUAUCAAGACGUCCGCCAGCGUGGCUAAUGCAGGUUGCUUAGACGGAUAUAGAAAAUGGGCUGCAGAGCAUUAG
Molecule: messenger RNA, 2094 nt
Organism: Talaromyces marneffei
Lineage: Eukaryota; Fungi; Ascomycota; Eurotiomycetes; Eurotiales; Trichocomaceae
Exons: 2
Coding region: 1-2094 (697 amino acids)
Biological process (GO): lipid metabolic process
Cellular component (GO): cytosol
Molecular function (GO): acetoacetate-CoA ligase activity
Source: RefSeq, a predicted model, not a curated record